Molecule: messenger RNA, 456 nt
Organism: Acanthosepion pharaonis
Lineage: Eukaryota; Metazoa; Mollusca; Cephalopoda; Sepiida; Sepiidae
Source: the annotation of a GenBank genome assembly
AUGUACGCAUGCGCAAAGGGAAUACACGCUGCACCUGCAACGACUGGACAUUUGCCAGCAAAAAGAAACCAAUAUGUCGGAUUGUCUUUUUUCUGCUUCGUUGCUCGCUUGAUGGAUAAACUAUGGCAGUCAAUUCUUUCACAAACACUGGCUUUUUCUCUCUUUCUUUUCUUUUCUUUAAGACUUUUAUUGCUUGCUGAUUCUUUGUUAGUACUGAGUGCCCUUAAGCAUAACCCACAUUAUAACUCCAUGCGUGCAUCUCUCUCUCUCUCUCUCUCUCUCUCUAUCUAUCUAUCUAUCUAUCUAUCUAUCAAUCUCUAUCUCUCGCUCCCUCUUUCUGUCUAUGUGUGCAUGUGUGUUUGUUCAUAUCUAUCAUUGUCAGUCGAAUUAGUAUUUGUCCAUCUGUCUACCUAUGUUUAUAUCUAUCCUUCUAUCCUUAUAUCCUGCACACACUGA